AGGAAGUCUUGUGAAAAGCCAGUUUUGUUUGUAUUAUAAACCAAACCCAUGGCAGUAUCAUCCCAGACCUCUGUCAGAGAGAACUAUGUCUCUGACGCAUCCUUUCACUAUGUAUCCUGAUAAUCCCUAUUUAUCUGACAUUGUUGAAGACAAGCUCACUCAAGAACAGGGAACUGAUUACUUUUGGUUUAGUUUAGAUUAGUUUUGUUUUUCCAUUACCUGGGAUGGAAUUCAGGGCUUUAAAACAUGCUAGAUAGUCUACCACUGAGUUACAUCCCUACUUUUAAUUAUUAAUUCUGAAUAUGCAGAUCUGAGAAGAUGUUUCUUUAUGAAUACACACACACACACACACAUAUCACUUUAUUCUAAAGGAACCUCCAACAUAAGAUUGGAAUUUUCCAUGGGGCUAUAAUAAUAUUUUCUAAUUGAAAGAGCUACAGUAAACUCAAGGAUCCUUGACUCUAAAAGGGGGGUUGUGUGCAGUAUCUGAUUCGCAGUAUUGAAGCUGAUUUGGAACUUGUCUGCCCCGAUGGCUACCAGAGAUGAAUGCACAUCAAGAUAAGAAAGUGAUUGUCAUUCCAGAAGGACUUUAAGAAUGAUCGGAGAGAACAGUGGGUGCCUUGUUUUUGGGGUGUAUCUUUUAAGGAAAACUAUCAUCAGGCAAGAAUAAACCUAGCAAAAAUAAGCCUUGAAAUUGCUCACUCCUGAUUUUUGAGGAAAUGUAUAGGUCCACAUAGCUAGUGAAACAUCAAAACAGUACCCCCUCUCUCUGCUGUAAAAGCAUCUCUGACUUUAAAUGUUUAUAAGUCACCUAAAAAUCUGCAAAAAUAUUGUGAUAGAAACCUUCAAAGAUGUUGCCUGAAUGAAGAUCUCGAGAGGGACCCAGGAGUGUAAGCUUGCCCUGAGCUGUACCCAUGCUGACUCUAGGACGGAUGCCAUAGAGUUGGUCCUCACAGUCCCUCCCUUGCUCACUGACAUACUGCAUGGUGAAUGCAUCCUAAAUGUGCACUGUUUCUCUCGUCAACUAUACAACCUUACUAGGAGAGGGGGGCUCUUUAUUUCUUAUGCUUCCUGGAUGUCCGUCAUCCAGCCAAAUGUCUGCACAGUCAGCAAGCAGCCCUCAGCCCUCGUCACACUGGCUGUGUUACUGUUGGAAGCAGCUGCAAUUCUUCUCUGUGAUUUACUGAUGUUUUCAGCAACUAAGGAAGUAUCCCUCCCAACCAAGGAAGCUUAGUUAAAAUUACUACCUACAAUUCUUAGCCUGGCCCAAGCAGACCAACCUUACCUUCCAUGGGGCACUUCUUGGGCAUCAUAACAGUUCUGCUGUUAGUGUCGGUCUUUCAUUUCCAUUUUCAUAGGAUUAAGGACUGAACCUAGGACCUCGUGCGUGCUAGAAAAAUCCUGCUAACCUGCCCACAUGUUUGAAUUUGCAUCUAGUAACCAAAGGUUACCUGUCUUGUAAAACAUAAUUUGGCCAGGAAGUCAAAUGAAAUGUCUUCUCCCUCAAGUAUAACUUAAGAGAACUCAUGUUCGAGUUUAUUGUGUAUAAGUGACAUGAGGGUGCCACAGGCAUGGAAGAACAUGAGUCCUGUCCUCCUGGGCUGAGGAAGCUGUGACUCCAAGAUACAAGUAGUGCUGUUCACCCUGCAGCAAAGGUUGUGCUGCUUACGGUAGAGGGUUACUGAGCAAGAACUUAGUGACAGAUUGACACUUGUGAUCUGGGACAUAAUUACAAAUAUUUUGGACAGACAGCUCACUAUUACCUUUUAUAUCCUUCAUCCUCCCUUAGGUUAUAGUUUAAAUAACAAUGCAUAACUUAUUUGUAAUAUAAUCUUGUAGGAUAAAUACAUCUCUUAAAGUAUGAUGGUGUUACAGUCAAAGUAAGAAUAAGUGUCCACAAACCCAUCAAAUAGGCUGGUUUUUUUUUUUUUUCAUUAGCCUUGAGAAUGAUGCUGCUCUAGGCUUCCAGGGAUGACAUAUUAGAAAUUCAAGCUGAUAGAUAAUUAUGUGGGCUCCCAUUGGACAUAAUGAGAUCCUGUUAUACACAGGUCAUUAUGUUUUUAUAGAUAGAUGCACUGUGUAUCAAAUUGUAUGCCAGGAAACAUGAAGAUGAAACCCAUUAGUUCCCUAUGUGCCCUGUUUAAGGAUGAUGAUGCUGUUUAAAUAUGCAGAAAUCUUCUACCAAUAGCCUUUUAAAACACGUGGCCUGUAGUUACAUAAAUUCAUAUGUCAUCCAACAAACUUUCAAACCUAUAAUUUUAGAAAGGCCUUCUCUAUUGAUAAAGGGUAUUUUGGAAUUUAAAUGAAUGUCUUCAGGAUUAAUUUGUCCUCCAGGUUGACAUAAGCAAAUGGCCCCUAAGAUGCCAUUUGGGAUUGACUGGAAAGAAAACGUUGUCUUAGGAGAGGAUUGCCAAGCUGCGCUAAUGAAAAGCGGGCCAUUUGUUUCCUUUGCUUCAGGGUGUGUUCUGAGUGUGUGGGUAAUUGUGCCGUUGCAGCUGUAUUUCCUGACUAUUAGUUUUCUGCUUGAUGAAGGAUGAUAAUUAAUGUGUUAAACACUCAGAGUGUCCUGUUGGAAAGAGAGAUUCUCUUACAGCAGAAGUAUGAGGCUGCACCUCGUGCCCUGCAAAUUCUCAUGAAGCUUUACCUAAGAGAUAUAAUAAGUUCACUAUAAAAAUGAGUCUCCACUUCAUGCAUCUUUCAAAAUAUUCAAGUCAUCACUGAUUUAGACUGUUUCGUGGAAGUGCUUCAUGGGACAGCUAACACUGUUUUGGUCCAGGCCCGACGUGAGUAUAGUGAUUCUUCUUUGGGGAGGGCAUAGAAUCAUUCAACUUAAGGAUACAUUUUAGCAUUCAAGAUUAUGGAAAAUUUAGCUUUGAAAUGUAAUCUUAUGAAACUGUAAAACUGAUCAUUCCAAUGCCUCCAACUUAAAACAGAAGCAUUCUAAGUGGUUGCCAGUAAAAUUCGAGUUUUCCCUUGCUUCUGUUUUCAAACACAAACACUUACUGGUUCAUUAAAAUGUUAGUAAACAUGCAUAGUUUGUACAAAUUAUCUAUCAUCAGUGUAUUAAUUAUAUAUUUAUCCCAAAUCUGGGAACGUCCCUCACAUGGCAGGAAUUAUCACCUUCGGGGGACAGGCAGAAAAUGUUACAUGCUGGAUCUGGAAAGCGUUGUCCCUUUUUGGGGGGAGCAAUUUGGGCUCAGAGCUUAAAGCAUUUUAAAGAAACUAAAUGAAAUUCUGUCUUUUUAGGAGAGAAGUGCCUGUCUUAAGUUUUCAGCCCUUAGAUGUGGUUGUUUGCUUCAUCCUUCCAGGAUAUCACUUAUACACUUCUCCAUGGAUCCAGGGCAGGCGACAGCCACAGAGGAGUCAAGUGGCUUUUCCCUGGAUCAGCUACAGUUCCAUUUGCAUCAACUGCCAUUCCUUCUCUAUCCGGUUCCUGGUAGUGGGUAGAGUUGGGCAUUUUUAUAAGGAUAUUAGGAGCUUACAAGACCCCAUGAAGAAGCUAGUUGAGAAAGAAGGGAAGAAGACCUCCUGGAGGGAAAACCGGGAGGCUGUGGCACCAGAGCCGAGGCAGUUAAUUUCUUUGGAGGAUGAGCACAAAGAUUCAUCUGCUUAUAAGACUGAAGAGGGAACAAGCGUUUUGUCUUCCGUAGACAAAGGUUCUGUACAUGACACAUGCUCAGGACCCAUAGAUGAACUAUUAGACGGGAAACCCGAGGAAGCGUGCCUGGGUCCCACGGCAGGGACCCCAGAACCUGAAAGUGGGGACAAGGAUGACCUCUUGCUGUUGAAUGAGAUCUUCAGCACUUCCUGCCUGGAUGAGGGAGAGUUCAGCAGAGAGUGGGCUGCAGUGUUUGGAGAUGACCAGCUAAAGGAGCCAGCACCCAUGGGGGCCCAAGGAGAGCCAGACCCCAAGCCCCAGAUAGGCUCCGGAUUCCUUCCGUCACAGCUUUUAGACCAAAAUAUGAAAGAUCUCCAGGCCUCUCUGCAAGAGCCUGCCAAGGCUGCCUCGGACCUGACUGCCUGGUUCAGCCUCUUUGCUGACCUCGACCCCUUAUCAAACCCUGAUGCUGUUGGGAAAACUGAUAAAGAACACGAAUUGCUCAAUGCAUGAGUCUGCAACCUUCAACAGGGAGCCCUCGGGCCACUCCGCGGCACCUCAUCCAGGGCUUGCAGAAGUCUAAUAUGCUCAGUGUGCUGUUUUAAUAUUUACAUGCCAUUUUAAUAAAAUGAGAGGGUCAAGGCCCUGUUUCUAUCGCUAUA
Messenger RNA from Mus musculus (house mouse), 4260 nucleotides. RefSeq names its product islet cell autoantigen 1 (gene Ica1). The transcript is spliced from 7 exons. Gene Ontology annotation, cellular component: cytosol; Golgi membrane; secretory granule membrane. Gene Ontology annotation, molecular function: protein domain specific binding; membrane curvature sensor activity. The record is from RefSeq and is a predicted model, not a curated record. NCBI's taxonomy places the organism in Eukaryota, Metazoa, Chordata, Mammalia, Rodentia, Muridae. The coding region runs from base 3227 to 4111 and encodes 294 amino acids.